Mesorhabditis belari is the source of this 1110-nucleotide messenger RNA. The record is from the annotation of a GenBank genome assembly. Lineage: Eukaryota; Metazoa; Nematoda; Chromadorea; Rhabditida; Rhabditidae.
AUGACUUCUUUAUCGUUUUUAUUAAUUUUAAAAGCUUUGCUUCUUCUGGCAGACUCAUCCACUCACUAUCAGGAAAAAGAGUCUCCAGUUGGUGAUUUUGUGAGAGAAGAACUUCCUGAAGACGCACGUUUGGCGGUUUGCCGACGAAAAUCCGAAUUGUUGGAUAUAAAGCUCAAAGAGAGAGACAAUGAACUUGCGGUUAAAACUUGUGAGCUCACGGCUUUGAGUGGAGAUUUCAAUAAAAGUUUGUUAUAUCUUCGGGAAACCAAUAGCAAACUUCAAAACGAGUUGAAAGCUUCUCAAGUAACGGUGAAGAAUUUGGAGGGAAAAGUGGCAAAACUAGAGACAACUUUAAAAAACUCGAUGGAAUGUCGCGGGAAUUGGGUGUAUUUCAAUGGAUAUUGCUACAAGAUUGCCAAUCAAGCCGUUAACAAGACCACAUCGGCGGCCCUCUGUGAACGAGAGAACGCUCACCUUGUGUCGAUUCACAGCCGCGAAGAGAACAACUUCAUUCUCGAGCUUUCACAAGGUGACUACUGGACGUGGAUUGGAUUGCAGUGGGCUGAUGAAGAAUGGGUUUGGAGUGAUGGUAGUGCUUUCGAUUACUCGAAUUGGGCACUUAGAGAACCGAAUCGGAUUGAAGAAAACCCUUGGGGAAGAGUGCAAUUCUCAUCGGGAAGCUGGUUCAACUAUGGAAAUACACAGUUUUCCGUCACAAUUUGCAAGAAACGCAAGUGUUUCGGUGACGGCGUUUACUAUCCCGAUUUGAGAGCAUGUAUUCUGGGAGUGAAAGAACUGCUCGGAUUCACUCCAGCUGGAUCCGUCUGCAAGAAAAUGGGCGGUGGCCAUCUCGUUUCGAUUCACAACGCUUUUCAAAAUACCCUUUUUGCUGAGUUACAACAAAAUUUGACAGGAAGCUCUGUUGGCUUGAUCGGUGCGAUUCGAAUCGUGAAAACCGAUUGGGUGUGGAGUGAUGCAACCUCAUUUGACUACAGCAAAAUUCUUGCUUCGACUGACGAUUGUCUCAUUCUUGAUUCUCAAGAUCAAAUGUGGAAAGCGGUGAACUGUGAUGCGACGUUUUCCUUCCUCUGCUCGUCACGACCUUUAUCC